AUGCCGUCAGUCGGUGGUAAAAGACGAUUGAAUGAAGGUGUGAGUGAUGAACAGAAAAAUGAUCAACGUGUAUGCAAUCAUGAGAAUUAUAAUUAUUAUGCAAAGUGUGGACAGAUUACAUCAACCCGCUAUAAUUACUACAGUGAAUCAGUCAUCAAAACUCAUGGUAAUUAUACACGGAACUCUAUUGAAGCAUCAGCGGGAUUAUCCUGCCUUAAUGAAGAUGAACAGAUUACCCGUACAGGUGAUAAUGAUGAAAGUGGCGCAGAUGAAUUUGCCCGAAUGGACGAAAAUCAAGUAUUUGAAGAAGAUUUCCACUACAAGACGUGUGCUUAUUUCAGUUG
Trichobilharzia regenti is the source of this 344-nucleotide messenger RNA. NCBI's taxonomy places the organism in Eukaryota, Metazoa, Platyhelminthes, Trematoda, Strigeidida, Schistosomatidae. The record is from the annotation of a GenBank genome assembly.